This is a messenger RNA of Schistosoma rodhaini, 2172 nucleotides long. The record is from the annotation of a GenBank genome assembly. Lineage: Eukaryota; Metazoa; Platyhelminthes; Trematoda; Strigeidida; Schistosomatidae.
GACUAUUCGAAUGGUCCUUCCAUAGUCAUCUGUAAUAACCUGACGACCCCGAUCGUUUUAAACUACAAGGUUACUUAUGUUAUGUUAGGUACUUCUAAAGAUAGUCAAGUCGAGGCUUCUCUUGAAUCGCGUCUAAACAAGCUCGAUGAAGUUGAACGAAAGAUAAGCCUAAUUAUUCAGCACGCCGGUAGUGCGCUUGAAGAACUUUCAAAAGAUAAACCCACGGUAAAACAAGUCGAAAGUUGCACACAUAACUUCCGAACAGUUAUUAAGGAAGUAGAGACAGAAAUGAACUCACACAUCAACUACCUGUCACAUAUUUCCGCGGGACUACCGUAUGAGGGGUGCACUUACGACAAAGCAAUUGACCUCUAUCAGACUCUUGACCAACUAGUUGCUGCCAAACGUCGUUUAGAUUCCUGUUUGUAAUUGUCUUAAAUAAAACUUCCCCACAAAUGUUUUCUCUUUUAACACUGACCCUAUGUCCAUAAUCGGAUUUCUGCUCGUUUUUAAGUUUUUUAUAGGUUGCAUAUAAUGGAGUCAGACCCAGCAGUAACGAGUACUGUUUGCGAAGGUGUAUUACACCCAGAGAACAAAUGGAACGUCCCUACUGAUAGUCCUAAUCCAGUUAGAAACUCAAAUAUCUUUUCAGAUGAUGGCCUUACCAUUCAAAAGACACCUUGGAAUGAUUUAAAUGACGCAGAGACAGCGUCUAGUGUAGGCGAGUCUUCAAGGCGAAACAGCAAGUACGAUGAUAAUAUGCCUGUUCAUUCCGCAUGUCCCGAGUUUGAAAUCCCGGAAAUGGAGUUCGACGAAUUUGAGUUGGAAUUAGCUGCUGAAAAAGAGUUUUCGUCUGACGAACAGUUGUUUCAAUCUGGUCGUAUGACACCAGAUGGGUUAAUCGACGAAGACUUUGAACAUGAACUUGGAUGCGCAGCCAAGGAGCUCAGUGUUCAAGAUGUAAUUGAUUCUGAUUAUCCAGAUAUUUCUCGACUGGGUGUAUUACAAGGUGCAGGAGAUGAUAAACUCGGUCGUAAAAUAAUUGUUUUCUCCGCUUGUCGUUUACCAGCAACUGAUUUAAUUGAUCAUCAACACCUCCUCAUGUAUAUUACUAAAACAUUGGAACAAUAUGUCAGUAUUGAUUACGUCCUAAUUUACUUCCACUUCGGACUUACUAACAAAAAUCGACCUAAAUUUAAAUGGCUUGUUCAAGCUUAUAGAACAUUUGGGCGCAAUUUUCGUAAAAAUUUGAAAACACUUUACAUAGUACAUCCUACUACUGGUAUAAAAAUUUUAUGGACUCUUUUCAGACCAUUUAUCAGUUCUAAAAUGUCAAAUAAAGUAGUUUAUGCUGAAACAUUAUCCGAAUUAGAAGAAACUUUAUUCGUUGAUCAAUUGCCAAUACCACAACGUGUUUUAAACUAUGAUAAAUCCAUUGUAAAAUAUCUACCACCAAGAUCUAUUCCGAAAAUUCAAAAAGAUUCUAAUUCUCGAGUAUCUGCACCUUAUAUGCCAUCGCUGCCUGACUCUGCUUCAGUAUUCUCUGGUGCAUAUGAAGAACAAUGCAAAGAUGUUACUCCAGAUCCUCAACAGCAAUUUAAUGUUAGCUUACAAUUCAUUAAAAUGAAUAACGGUGGUCGUUCUAUUCCUAUUGUCUUUGAAGAUGCUAUCGAUUAUCUACGCGAUCGUGGUUUAACAACUGAAGGAAUCUUCCGUCGAUCUGUCAGUCUGAAACAAUUACGGGAUGUACAGUAUUUAUAUAAUAAUGGCGAAACUGUCGAUCUACGAGAUUAUGAUGAUCCUCAUUUGGCAGCUGUUCUAUUAAAAUCAUUUUUACGUGAACUUACUGAACCAUUAUUAACAUUUGAACUGUAUGAUGAAAUAUUAAAUACGAGUGGUCUGGGUGCGAAAGAAAAAGUUGCAUUAGCUAAAAAAUUAAUUCUUAUGAAGUUACCUGAUGAUAAUUACGAAAUAUUAAAUUUCCUGAUAAGAUUUUUAACAGAGGUCACCACUUAUUCUCAACAAAAUAAGAUGAAUGCAGCUAAUUUAGCUGUUGUAUUCGGGCCUAGUUUAAUUUGGUCAAGGAAUCAAGCUUCAUUGACUGCCAUCGAUGUGAUUAAUGCAUUCACACAAAUACUAAUUACACAUUAUGAGUGUAUUUUCACUAAAUAA